AUGCUACGUGUUGAAUUUCCCGAAGUAUUUGCUGAUGGGUUGGGAACCUAUAAUAAAUCUUGCAUACAAUUACAUUUAACUGAUAAGACGCCCGUGUUUGUUAAGGCGCGUCCCCUGCCGCUUGCUUUACGCGAGCCAGUGGAACGAGAACUAGAACGAUUACAGCGGGAUGACGUUAUUUAUAAAGUAGAACGUUCGGAUUACGGGACACCUAUUGUCCCCAUUGUAAAAAAAAAUGGUAGUAUCCGUAUAUGUGGUGAUUACAAAAUCACUCUAAAUCCACUGUUAAAAGAUUUUCAUUACCCGCUUCCGCGCAUUGAAGAUAUAUUUGCUAACCUAGCGGGUGGUGAGCAGUAUUCAAAAUUAGAUUUAUCUGAUGCCUAUCAGCAGGCACUUUUGUCUGAGGAGUCACAGCCCAUGACAGCAAUCACAACACAUAUAGGGACUUUCGUUUACAAAAGAGUACCCUUUGGUUUAAAGUGUAUACCAGAAAAUUUCCAAAAAUUAAUUGAAGAAAUCUUGAGUGGAUUGUCCUCAGUGGUAGCAUUCCAAGACGACAUUUGUGUGACAGGAGUAGAUAGGGUAACGCAUCUUAAAAAUCUGAGAGCUGUAUUAUCUAGAUUAAAAGAUGCCGGGUUACAUGUAAAUUGGUCUAAAUGCGAGUUUUUUCAAUCUAGUGUCACCUAUCUAGGCUAUCGUAUCGAUAAGGCAGGCCUUCAUACAGAUAAAAAAAAAAUAGAAGCUAUAUUUUCAGCGCCCACCCCUAAAAACGUUACGCAACUAAAAAGUUUUUUAGGUUUAGUAAAUUUUUAUGCUAAAUUUUGUGCAAACAUUAGUGAUAUAUUGCAUCCAUUGUAUACAUUAUUAAAAAAAAAUAUCAAGUGGCAUUGGAGCGAUCAGUGUGAACAGGCAUUUAUGGAAAUUAAAAAUACAUUAAGUAAAAGUCCUGUGUUGGCGCAUUACAAUGCUAAGUUACCACUCGUGUUGUCGGUAGACAGCAGCGCGUAUGGACUGGGCGCGGUACUCGCACACAAGUAUACCGAUGGCUCCGAGCGGCCGAUCAGCUGUGCCUCGCGUACGCUCAACGAAGCGGAACGUAACUACUCACAAAUAGAUAAGGAGGCGCUGGCGAUUGUUUUCGGUGUUACGAAGCACCACCAGUACAUUUAUGGCAGACGUUUUAUUAUACGUAGUGACCACCGUGCUCUCAGUUACAUAUUCGGUAAAAAUAAAGGUAUACCGCAAACAGCAGCGAGUCGUUUACAAAGAUAUGCUGUACGGUUAGCGGCGUACAAUUUUGAUAUUGAGUUUGUACCAUCGAAUAAAAACUGUGUUGCCGACGCGCUGUCUCGUUUACCUUUAGAAUAUACAAAACAGGUUUAUGAGCAGGAUUGUUAUAGUUAUUUGAAUUUUGUAGAAGAUAAAUUACCAGUUACAUUUAAUCAGAUAAAAAAAAAUACGAGAACUGAUACACAAUUAAAUAGAAUUAUAGGAUUUGUUAAAUUUGGUUGGCCAGACAGUUUACAAAUUGUUAAUGAUAAAAUAUAUUUUUCUAAAAAGGACAGUUUGUUUUUAGAACAUGGCUGUUUGGUUUGGGGAUAUCGGGUGGUUAUACCGAGCAGUUUACGAGCAACAGUACUGAAUGAAUUACAUUCUGGACAUAUAGGUGUGGUAAAAAUGAAGCAAUUAGCUAGAAACUACUUAUGGUGGGAGGGACUGGACGCGGACAUAGAACGUGUGUGUCGUGAAUGUUCAGCAUGUGCUUCACAGCGAGAUCAACCUCCCCCAGCGCCCUUACAUUCGUGGGCCUGGCCCACAGAACCUUGGGAACGCCUUAAUAUUGAUUUCUUGGGACCAUUUCGCAAUAAGUAUUACUUAGUUAUCAUUGACGCUCAUUCUAAGUGGCUUGAAGUGGACAACGUUUCAAGCACUUCAGCAGCCGCGGUUAUACACAGCUUGCGUAAGAUUUUUGCACGUUUCGGUCUUCCAAAGUCCAUCGUGAGUGACAAUGGACCUCCAUUUUCAUCCGCAGAAUAUCUAAAUUAUUUAAACAGGAACGGUAUUAAGCGUAUAUUAGUAGCUCCAUAUCAUCCGUCUAGCAAUGGAGCAGCUGAAAAUGCUGUAAAAUUAGUUAAACAGGUACUUAGAAAGGCGACUAUGGAGCGGGAAGACUAUGAUACCGCGUUAUGUAAAUUUUUAUUUACGUAUCGAAACACGGAGCACUGUACGACACAAAAGGAGCCUUCGUUAGCAUUGUUGGGACAUAGAUUGAGAGGUAGACUGGAUUUAUUGAGGCCGGUUAACAAAGACUUAGUUCAGGCACGGCAAAAUCGGCAGGCGACAGGUCGCGACAGAGUUUUGCGGGAAGUACUUCCUGGGGAGUCGGUGUUAGUACGGAAUUAUGGUAAUAAAGAUAUUAAAUGGAAGGAUGCUACUGUGAUAGAGAAAACAGGCCCCGUUUCUUAUGUUGUCAAAACAAAAGAUGAUCAUUUACACAAACGCCAUAUUGAUCAAAUUAUAGGUAAAAAUGUUAGAAAGUCUAGACAUUCUCUACCUAAUAGCAAUAGCGACCCUGGUGUUCUAAAGGAUUUGCCACGUAAUCAUGAUGCAUCUAUUAUGGAAUAUUACAAUAAAGAGGAUAGUUGGUCUAUACCUUUAAGUAAAACUAAUAAUGACAGUCCCAGUGUCUCCCCAUCUAAAGAUAUCGAUCAGUCAGAGAGCGAGUACGAUCCGCAGCAGUCCAUACCGAUAGCACAGCCGAUAGCAAACACAGAUAAUGAUAGAGCAAUUGGUAAAUAUCAAAUUGAUGCUGUUACUCACGCAUUCACUGGAGACAACACAUCUAAACAUAUUACUUUACCAACAAUCCUUCCCGCCAUUGUCUGCAGAGGAGAGAGAUUUACUGAUGCGUCAAUGUUUAUUUGGGACAAGCUUCUGGGUCAAGAUAUGGGAGCAAUUAGUGACGGUCGUCGAAGAUGUUGCUGUGUACUGACUCAGCAAUUUCCAGAGGUGUACUGCUGUGUAACUCAGCAACUAUCAGAGGUGUACUGCUGUUUAACUCAGCAACUAUCAGAGGUGUACACUAUAUACAUAAGAUUAGAAUAUGGAAAGUUGUCGCCAGUCCUCGCUAGGUUCUAUAGCCCUGACAGGCUCGCCCGCUCGCCGAAAUAUAAUGUGAAGUUCACCAUAAUCGUGUCCUUGUCUGAUCCUAAACGAAAACCUAUAAUUUCACUAUUAAGCAGCAAAUUAUGGUAG
This is a messenger RNA of Achroia grisella, 3255 nucleotides long. RefSeq lists its product as uncharacterized. Gene Ontology annotation, molecular function: nucleic acid binding. Lineage: Eukaryota; Metazoa; Arthropoda; Insecta; Lepidoptera; Pyralidae. The record is from RefSeq and is a predicted model, not a curated record. The transcript has 4 exons. Gene Ontology annotation, biological process: DNA integration. The coding region runs from base 1 to 3255 and encodes 1084 amino acids.